CUUUGGAGGAAACCUGCCCGGCUUUUAGCAUGAUGUCUUACCUUAAACAGCCCCCUUAUGGUAUGAACGGGCUGGGGCUGACGGGCCCCGCCAUGGACCUGCUGCAUCCCUCCGUGGGGUACCCGGCCACCCCGCGGAAGCAGCGGCGGGAGCGCACCACCUUCACCCGCUCGCAGCUGGACGUGCUGGAGGCACUCUUCGCCAAGACCCGCUACCCCGACAUCUUCAUGCGGGAGGAGGUCGCCCUGAAGAUCAACCUGCCCGAAUCCCGAGUCCAGGUCUGGUUCAAGAACCGCCGUGCCAAGUGCCGGCAGCAGCAGCAGAGCGGCGGUGGGGCCAAGAGCCGUCCGGCCAAGAAGAAAUCCUCGCCGGCUCGCGAGAGCUCAGGUUCGGAGAGCAGCGGGCAGUUCACGCCGCCGGCAGCGGCCUCCAGCUCGGCCUCCUCUUCCUCCUCCAGCUCGGCCUCAUCUGCCCCGGCGGGUGCCCCGGCGUCUCUCAGCACCCCGGCGUCAUCCAUCUGGAGCCCGGCUUCCAUCUCUCCUGGCGCGGCGCCGGCGGGGGUGACGGUGCCCGAGCCCUUGCCGCCGGCUGCCGCGUCCUGCAUGCAACGGGCCGGCCCCGCCGCCGCUGCCGCCUCCGCCAGCUACCCCGUCUCCUACGGCCAAGGCGGGGGGUACGGGCAGGGUUACCCCGCGCCGCCCUCCUCAUCCUAUUUCGGGGGCGUGGAUUGCAGCUCCUACCUGGCACCCAUGCACUCCCACCACCAUCCCCACCAGCUCAGCCCCAUGGGGCCCUCCUCGGUGCCUGGCCACCACCACCACCACCCGCUGAGCCAGAGCUCGGGCCACCACCACCAUCAUCACCAUCACCACCACCACCAGGGCUACGGCGGCACCGCGCUGCCCUUCAACUCCUCCGACUGCCUGGACUACAAGGAGCCCGCCGCUGCCGCCGCUGCCUCCUGGAAGCUCAACUUCAACUCCCCCGACUGCCUCGACUACAAGGACCAGGCGUCCUGGCGCUUCCAGGUCUUGUGAGGGGCUGACCGCCGUCCGUCCCCCCCCAGCCACCACAGACCCCCCGCCCUGGGUCUCCCCGCCGCCUUCGGGGCAGGACUCCAAUUCUUCCUCCUCCUCCUCCUCC
Chroicocephalus ridibundus (black-headed gull) is the source of this 1143-nucleotide messenger RNA. It is a transcript of the gene OTX1, whose product is annotated as orthodenticle homeobox 1. The record is from RefSeq and is a predicted model, not a curated record. Gene Ontology annotation, molecular function: DNA-binding transcription factor activity, RNA polymerase II-specific; RNA polymerase II cis-regulatory region sequence-specific DNA binding. Bases 30 to 1037 code for a protein of 335 amino acids. Gene Ontology annotation, biological process: multicellular organism development; regulation of transcription by RNA polymerase II. The transcript has 3 exons. Gene Ontology annotation, cellular component: nucleus. Lineage: Eukaryota; Metazoa; Chordata; Aves; Charadriiformes; Laridae.